This is a messenger RNA of Cercopithifilaria johnstoni, 1548 nucleotides long. NCBI's taxonomy places the organism in Eukaryota, Metazoa, Nematoda, Chromadorea, Rhabditida, Onchocercidae. The record is from the annotation of a GenBank genome assembly.
AUGCAUGACGAUUCUUAUGGAUCUCACCGUCUUGCAAUACAAAGACAUGCAUGCCGGCUACGAUAUGUGUUACAUCAACUUAACUGCGGUCAACUUUCGAUGGAUGAUCUCAAGAAGAAUCUUGAAUAUGCGGCUUUACUCUUAGAAACUGAGCAUACGGAUGGAAUCAGGCACAUCUGUGAUGAGGAAGAUGAUUUAGUAGAUGUUAAACCGGAAUCAGUUUCUGAUGAAGUCCGCGAAUGGCUUGCAGCAACAUUUACAAUGCAAUCGGCCAAUUUAAAACGUGAAAAACCGAAACUUAAAUCGGUAGCUAAUGCCAUACUGACAGGAAUUUUCUUUAACAAAAUGUUUAGAAAAUCACAAGUACUUCUUAUUUCAACACCACCAGAAAUUGCUGCGUUGAUGAAGAAUCUGAAUAGCUGGUCAUUUGAUUGCUUUCGAUUAAACGAAGUAUCAGAAGGGCAUGCAUUAAAGUAUGUUGGCCUGGAAUUAUUCAACCGAUAUCAUUUCUUUGAACGUUACAAGAUCCCAGUGAAGACACUUGAAAAUUACAUUGGAGCAUUGGAAGUUGGAUACAGUAAGCAUAACAAUCCAUAUCAUAACAUUGUUCAUGCUGCUGAUGUAACUGCUUCGUCACAUUUCAUGUUAUCACAGACUGGUUUUGCUACAAGCUUAUCAGAUCUUGAUAUACUGGCAGUUAUAUUUGGUGCAAUGAUACAUGAUUAUCAGCAUACAGGUCACACAAAUAAUUUUCAUAUACAAGCUGGAUCGCAUUAUGCAUUGAUAUAUAAUGAUCGAAAUGUUCUGGAAAAUCAUCAUGUUAGCGCAUCUUUUCGCUUAUUGAAAGAAGACGAUAAAAAUAUCUUUAAAAUGUUAAGCAGGGAAGAAUUCAGAGAGUUACGUGAUUUAUUGAUUGAAAUCGUACUCGCAACAGAUAUGUCAAGCCAUUUUGCGCAAAUUAAAACGAUGAGAGCGAUGUUAUCAUCAUCUGAAGGUAUUGAUAAAACUAAAGCUGUUUGCCUCAUCGUGCAUGCUUGUGAUAUAUCACAUGCCUCGAAACCAUGGGAAUUACAUUCUCGAUGGACUGAAGGUGUUCUUGAAGAAUUUUUUCGCCAGGGUGAUCUUGAAGCCAGUAUGGGUCUACCGUAUUCGCCUCUUUGUGAUAGAAAUACUGUACAUGUUGCUGAUUCACAAAUUGGUUUUAUUGAUUUUAUUGUUGAACCAACAAUGAUUAUUUGUGGAGAAAUGUUCACCAAAAUAAUUGAACCAUUGGUACCAUUACGAUCACCGAAUACUUUUUUACCACUUGAGAAUCUCAAUUUACAGUUAUCAAAUGUUGAUAUCACCCAGGAAUCAGAAACAGAAAGUAUAAACGACAAUGAAACAAACAAUUCAUUCCGUUUUUUACCUCUAAAUCAGGCUGGAAAAUUGGAAAUACCAACUCCAUGGUUGCAAUUCAUGCACGAGAAUAAAGAUCGAUGGAAAAAACAGGCUAUUAAAGAAGAAGAUGAGAGAAAGAAAAAUAGCGAAGCAAUCACCACUAAAUGA